Vanessa tameamea is the source of this 2164-nucleotide messenger RNA. It is a transcript of the gene cue, whose product is annotated as protein cueball. Lineage: Eukaryota; Metazoa; Arthropoda; Insecta; Lepidoptera; Nymphalidae. The transcript is spliced from 7 exons. Gene Ontology annotation, biological process: canonical Wnt signaling pathway. The coding region runs from base 184 to 1902 and encodes 572 amino acids. The record is from RefSeq and is a predicted model, not a curated record. Gene Ontology annotation, molecular function: Wnt receptor activity; Wnt-protein binding.
AUUUUGUGUUUCUCUUCGCGGCAAAACGGACGACGAUUUGAGUAUUUAGUUUCGGUCUAACACGCGGUCGGUGCGGUCGUUGUGAGCGUGCGCCCUCUGUCUGACAUUGGCUGAAACUCGCACAAAUAUACUGUCCAAUCUAAUGUGCAUUUAAUGGGAAAUAUUCGAAAUUUAUGAAACAAAAUGUGUAGAAUGCAGUGUUUGUUCGCUAUCCUCGCGAUCACGAUCAACCUAGUGAACUCUUGGGACAUCGCAAUAACUACUGGGGACCAACUAGAAUUUUAUACGAAUCAAACAAAAACGAGCAAUGAAGGGAUCAGAUUUAGAGAUCUCACAGCAUUAGCGUACGACGCGGUUCACAACAUGCUGUUAUUUGUCGAUAAGCAAAAUGACAAUGCCUCGAUAUUUAGCUACAAUUUACUCACUAGGAAAUAUCAACCUCUAGUUGGUCGGAGAUCUUAUGAAAAUAUUCAAGGAUUAGCUUUCGAUCCUGUAACGGGCAAAAUGUUCUGGACCGAUACUAAUGAGAGAAGUGUAUACUGGAUAUCACUUUGGCCGAGACCGAAGAAUAACAUCUACGGUAAUCUCUUAAUAAAAAUGGACGACGAAAUCCCGAGAGACAUUGCCGUUGACAGUUGUAGGGGCUAUAUUUACUGGACGAACACCAACAUUACAAAACCUACAAUCGAGAGGGCACGUUUCGACGGCAGUGAAAGGAAGAUUAUCGUUGACACUAAUAUCCACAUGCCCGUCAGUAUCGCGAUAGAUCAGAAAACGAAGCGCCUUUAUUGGGCCGACGAUAAAGAAGGCAUUCACUACUCCAUUGAAUCGUCAGAUUUAGAGGGAAAAGACAGAAAGACAAGAUUAGUCGGAACUUACCACCAGCCGAACGCUUUAACCGUAUCGAAAGAUAAUAUUUAUUGGGUCGAUUGGGGUUUUAAAUCAGUUUGGAAAUUGUCGAAGAACGCUCCUCCUAAUACAGAACCUGAAGAAUUGAUAGCUUUCAAUAAUGAGGUUCCUUUUGGAAUUGUAGCGAAUUAUCAAAUAGGGGACCAAACGGCUGGUGUCACCGAUUGUACGGUACUGGCUGGCCUGUCCGAAAACAAGACUCUUAUCAAUGAAGCGAUGAAUAUUCCAAAGGACGUUGGCUUAUUUUGUCUGCACGGUGUUAAAACUGGCAUUUCUGAUUGUAAAUGCUCUCCCGGGUUUACUGGCGAGCGAUGUGAAAUAUCGGUUUGCCAAAAUUUCUGUUUUAAUGGCGAUUGUAGCGUCAACAACAAAGGUCAACCAGAAUGCAAAUGUAAACGAGGCUACAAAGGAACGAGAUGCGAAGCCUAUAUUUGUUCUCAGUACUGUUUGAACGAAGGCGUGUGUUCUUUGGGAAAUAAUGACAAGCUAGUUUGUAAAUGUACAAACGAUUUCGCUGGAGAACGAUGUGAAUCGCGCAAUAUUGAAGCCACAGUCGCACCGACUAUUGAAUCUUGCAAUUGCACAAAAGGAGAUAACGCCACAAGGAGUUUAGGAACUUCCUCUAACGAUCUUUACAUAGAUGAGAACUGCUCAUCGGGAUGGGACCCGAUACGAGAUCCCAUACUGAUGGUGCUUGGAACACUCUGUGGACUGCUUUGCCUCAUUUGUGCAAUGCUUAUAACCAAGAUUUUGUAUUUGAAGAGGCGCCCCAGGAUUAAGAAGCGUAUAAUUGUUAACAAGAACGUGACGCCGCUGACGGCGCGACCCGACCAGUGUGAGAUCACCAUCGAGAACUGUUGCAACAUGAACAUCUGUGAAACGCCCUGCUUUGAACCAAGAAACGCGAUACGACCGACUCUAGUUGAUGCGAAACCUGGUAAAGAAGAAAAGCGUAAUUUAAUCGCGAAUAUGGAACAAGACGAUAUUUAUUAAAAAAAAAAAGAAAAUCAUAUCUUAUGUACUUAUGUACUUGGUGAUGAGUCCAAAGGUUAUUGUGAUAUUCGAUGUAGGGCGCGAGAACCAUGUUAACUGGUUACGUUAAAGUUAUUUUGGUUUCGAUGGAUUGUAGGUUAUGAAUACGGGGUUGCCAUUUACAAAUUAUUUUUUGAUACUUAACACAGCAAUACCGUUAGUAGACUGUCAUAUUUUAAUGUUAUUAAGUAUGUAACUUUUAUAACCUAUGACCCCAUAGAUU